CGACCAACACCUUCUAUGCGAUCAUUUAAGCAAUGAGUCGCUUCUGGUGGAUUUUCUCUUUUCUCCCUUCACAUAUUUCCCGUUCACCACUGACCUCACAAACAGGAACACCCAACGUGAUAACAAUGCCUGCCGACCUUGUCGACGUUCUCAUCAUUGGCGGCGGCCCCGCUGGCCUAACAGCAGCCCUCACUCUUGCACGACAAUUACACACAGCGAUCCUCUUCGAUAAUCAGUCCUACCGCAACGGCAAUUCCUCCUUUAUGCACAUGAUCCCAACAUGGGACCACAAAGAUCCUGCUCAAUUCCGAGAGAAGGCUCGCCAGGAGAUCCUCUCGAACUAUUCUACCAUUCGCCUGGAGAAUGCAACUGUCGCAAAGGCGGAGAAGAAAGACGACGGUCUUUUCAAAGUAACAGAUGAGAAUGGGAGUUCUUGGGAAGGAAGGAAAUUGAUCCUUGCCACUGGAUCCCAGGACAUUUUCCCACCCAUUCCCGGCUAUGCUGAUGCCUGGGGAAAGCGCAUCUUCCACUGUCUCUUCUGCAAAGGAUACGAGGAUCGCAGUGCAAAGCGAGCAGGCGUUCUAGCCAUCCAGUCCGCCGCAAAUGUGCCGAUGGCGAUGCAUCAGGCGGAAAAUGCUGCCCAGCUGGCCGAGCAGGUUACCAUCUAUACGAAUGGACAAGAGGCCCUUAACUCCCAGUUGGCUGCUACCUUAGUCGAUAAGGGCAGCACAACAGUGUUCAAGGUCGACAAUCGUGAAAUAACCGGUGUGUCGCUCAAUGGGGACGAUCUGAGUAAUCCAGUCUCUGUUCAGGUCCAGCUUGCCGAUGGUAGCCAGGUCGAAGAAGCUUUUCUCGUUCAUAACCCUGACACGCAGGUCAAGAGCGCCCUCGCUACUCAGUUGGGUCUGGACCUCGCACCUAGUUUUGUUCCCGGUACGGGCGAUAUAGCUGCCGCAGCCCCUUUCUAUCAGACCAGCAUCCGGGGCGUGUUUGCUGCGGGCGACUGUAUGACUCCGUACAAGGUGGUUGCGGGCGCCAUUUCUAGUGGAUGCAAUGCGGCUGUUGCGGCUUCAGCGCAGCUGCUCGCGGAGAAGCAUGGCCACCAGCCGCUUUUCUAAUUCUAACGUUUGGUGACGAUUCUAGAUGAUAUGAGGGCUAUACUAUCCUGGUCAGAUGUGACAAGACGAGGAAGGUUAUGGGAAGCGGAACAACUGUAAAUUCUAUACAAAAAUUGCACAUAGGUCCAGAACCUGUAGAAAAGGCUAAUUGGUUUGAAAGGCAUGUAGACAGCUAAACACCGAUUGUCCAGGAUGGUGGAUUACACAGCCUCAGCCUACACAAAAUGGCGAGGGAGGCUUUGCAAGGACACUUCCAUGAGACAUAGCAAUGAAAAAUAUGGCAAUGAUAGGAAGGAAGGCGCUGCAAACAAGCUUGUUUAGGACCCGUGGUUCCAUC
Messenger RNA from Aspergillus piperis CBS 112811, 1455 nucleotides. Its product is annotated as NAD(P)/FAD-dependent oxidoreductase. The transcript is spliced from 2 exons. Gene Ontology annotation, molecular function: oxidoreductase activity. NCBI's taxonomy places the organism in Eukaryota, Fungi, Ascomycota, Eurotiomycetes, Eurotiales, Aspergillaceae. The coding region runs from base 126 to 1118 and encodes 330 amino acids. The record is from RefSeq and is a predicted model, not a curated record.